GUUUGUUUUUGCCGGUCAAAAGUUGAUUUUGCGGUUUUUUUUAAUAAAAGAAUUAAUUAUUCAAGAAAGGUUUAUAAACGUAAUAAAUAAGUGAAUAAUGCUGGACAAAUUAUUCUUACGGUCGAAGUUCCGUGGAUGUCUUCUUGGUGCAUUGGUAGGCGACUGCUGUGGAGCACCUUUUGAAGGAGAACUCAUGGACAAUCGUUCCAAAUCGCUAUUACGAAACAAUCUGGAUAAGUUAGAAGGUCCCUAUUUUAAAGCACCCUAUAAAAAAUAUACAGAUGACACUGCUAUGACAAUUUGUAUGGCUCGUACAUUUCUUGAUCCUCAGGGAUAUUCGCAAUCAUUAUUGGCUAGAAAUUUUGUAAUUGAGUACUUUAAAGACCCAAACCGCGGCUAUGGGGCAGCGGUUGGAGAGGUGUUCAUGAAAUUAAAGAAAUCUAAAAUAUCUGAUCCAGUUGCGCCUGCUCGAGAGCAAUUCGGAGGAAGUGGUUCGUACGGAAAUGGUUCAGCAAUGCGUGUAUCGCCCAUCCCGUUAUAUGCAUUACAAUGCAAUAAAACGGUAAUGAUCAAACUUGUACAAGACACUGCAACAAUCACGCACGCCCACAUACUUGGAAUUAAUGGAGCCAUUCUACAAGCUCUCGCCAUACGCCAGUGCUUGUACUUAAAUCCGGAAAAAGGGUUUGAUUGGCUCCAGUAUCUGACUGAAUUGAAAAACGAUAUUUCUGAAAUAGAAAAAACUGGAGAUAUUCUUUUAGAAGACCAUGGCCAAGCCUAUCAAAAACAGUUAGGUGUGAUUGAACAGUUAUUAGAAGGGCAAAUAGAACCUAAUGACGAAAAUGUACUAAACUUGUUAGGACACAGUGUUGAAGCAUUAUAUUCCGUACCGACAGCUAUAUAUUGUUUCCUACUAAAUACUUCGCAAAAAGGUGUGAAUAGCACACAAAAGGAGCAUCAUGCUUUUCGCCAAACAUUGGAAUAUGCUAUUUCUCUUGGAGGUGAUACAGAUACAAUUGCUAGCAUGGCCUGUGCAAUAAGCGGUGCUUAUUUUGGUGAAUCUGUUAUAUCCGAAAAUAUAUUAAAGCACUGUGAGGGCACUGAUGUAAUUAAAAAAUGUGCCGAUGAUUUGCUAGAGUUACAAAAGAUAUAGUUAUUUUAACGGUGAAAGUAGUACAAUAAAGCAAUUUAAAUU
Molecule: messenger RNA, 1195 nt
Organism: Uranotaenia lowii
Lineage: Eukaryota; Metazoa; Arthropoda; Insecta; Diptera; Culicidae
Product: ADP-ribosylhydrolase ARH3-like
Exons: 3
Coding region: 98-1153 (351 amino acids)
Cellular component (GO): mitochondrion; nucleus
Source: RefSeq, a predicted model, not a curated record